AUGGUAGCCCCUUCACAGCCACCACCAGAGGUCCUCAGCGUGAAGCCCGUCGUCCCUCCACACGUAUUAGAAUCAUUACUCAGCUACAAAAGCAAGGCCCUGAUCAGCCGAGUGCCCUUAUCCAAGGAGGCCCUAAGGAGGAUAUCUUUCGAGGCUGAGGCGUUGUCGGCUAAGCUGGCCAGUGAGGCUUUGGCCAGCAGUAGAAAACGAAGGGAGGCAACUAUAGCUGAUCACGACAGCGAGAUGGUAUCAGAGGUGGAUGCCGCCGAGGAGGACGAUUUAAUGCGAGCUCUGGCAGGAGGAGAGAAGGAGGCUCUCUCUGGAGAGCAACGGGUGACCCUCGAGGACGUCAUUGUUGCAGCCAAGGCCCUGGGGUUGGCCUUACCGUUGCGGGGUUGUGCUGGAUCCUGA
Molecule: messenger RNA, 411 nt
Organism: Perkinsus marinus ATCC 50983
Lineage: Eukaryota; Perkinsozoa; Perkinsida; Perkinsidae
Exons: 4
Coding region: 1-411 (136 amino acids)
Source: RefSeq, a predicted model, not a curated record